Molecule: messenger RNA, 2248 nt
Organism: Halichondria panicea
Lineage: Eukaryota; Metazoa; Porifera; Demospongiae; Suberitida; Halichondriidae
Exons: 11
Coding region: 198-2099 (633 amino acids)
Source: RefSeq, a predicted model, not a curated record
AGCCUCAUAAAUCAGCCGCCCUUAAGGGCGGCUAAUGCUUGAGACCAGGCAGCAGAGACACAGUGUGAGCUACACGUGAUAUAAUUACUCUGCUCUAGCUGGCCCAGCUCUGUGAGUACAAGGUACAAGACAGUGAGACGUACGUCAGAGGACAGAUGGGAAGUGCAGACUGAGCAGACUGACAGUCUUUAAAAUACAUGGAGGAAGAAAUCGCACUUUUAAGAAGAGAAGCCCUCUGCUCGAUCUCCUCAAAGGGCUCAAAGUAUGCGAUGGAUGAAUUCUUUCAACGAUCUGAUAGAAAACCUGCUAAAAGUAGAAGAAAAUUAAUGCCGGAUAUGGAUGUGUCGCGUGAUGUUGUUGGUGGAUUUGGUUUUCACCCUCCUAAGACUGGCAUCCGAGAUAAACCUCAACGAAGAUGUAGGUCAGGCACAUCAAGUCCAUCUCGCUCAACUCCUUCACACUCAUACACGUCGUAUAGUUCUUCGUCACACAGUCGAUCACGUAGCAGCAGCAGCAGCUCUUCGGAUUGCUCUUCCAACAAUCAUUCUAGCUCUUUCAGUGGCUCCUCUCGCUCUACCUCUCCAAGAAAUGAUACUGUUGCUCUUUCACGCAAGGGUAAAAGGAAGACCCCUCAUAGACGAAUACCAUUAUUGUCUGAUGACAGGGUACUGGAAUACAAUCAUCGUAAGCAACCACGAUAUGCUGAGGAUGUAUCUCCACCUCCUGCUGUCCACCAUCGUGUGAUGCGUCAAGACACGCAAGGUCACAGGCGAGGUAGUAAGAAUAAUGUACCUAUCAUGGAUACGUUGCGGAGUCGUGGACAUGUGGCUCACAAAUCUGCUCCUAGGAUCUGUUCUAAUGAUAAAUCUCAUCGUGCCCGACCAUCAAUGGAUGCCCCACGCUCAUCUUCUAGACAUCACCCUACACAUUACCAUGAGCCCAAGUUCACACACAAUUCUCCCUCUUAUCACUACCACUCUCCACCAGCACACAGUCGUCUUAAACGUGACAGGCCACCUAGGCGAGUAGUUCAUUGUGAUGAAGAGCGGUAUCUCUACAACAAACGUGGUCAAGUUGCACCAUCGCCUAUACCACCAAAAUAUCGCAGCAAACCUCUAAACCACGAGAAAGACCAUACAUCAUCUUUUCGGCAGUCAAAAAUGCGAAGUCAAGGAACAGUCUUGAAUGUGAAAAGUAGAAGGCAUUCAGAAAAAUUUAGAGAUAAUGCUGAACACAGUCGUCAGCCCAAGGAUAGGUACAUUGUUGUUGAGGAUAGCACCUAUCCAGAUGAGGAAAAGGCGAGCGUUCGAACAGGUCCUGCUAACAAGCACAGAAAACAGAAAGAAGACAGUACUAAGGAAAUCGGGAAGAAGCUACCAGAUGCUGGUACAGUUAUUGAAGAUUCCAAUCCCAAGCACAUAGAGGAAGACCCGGACGAAGAAAGCAUUGAACCUACAAUUGGACUUGACUCUGAAGCUGUGCAGGCACCUGGGCACAGUGUUUUGUGGAAGGAUGAUGGGUUUGUGGAGGAGUUGGACUACAAUGAGGAAAUGGAUAACCUAGACAUCCAUCCUCCAGAAGAAGUUGUUGAUGUGGGAGAAGAGAGUUUUGCCAACAACAAAUCACACAAAUCCUCUGAAGAUGUCGUAGAAAAUGAGCAGGGACAUGAGUCUGAUGUUUCUAGAGUAUCCAGUGCUGGUGACGAUGCCCGACCCAUUAGUUCUCCUCUUAGAGUGAGUCCAGAAAGGUCUUCGGGAAAUGAUAAAUGGUCAAGUCGUGGAAAAAUACCAGUCAAGCAGAGGUUGUACUUGAGCAAGCAGAAAAUAGAAGAGAAGAAGAGAAGCGCUCGAUAUCAGGAUCGGGAAACACCUGACUUGAGACCAUCAUUAGCUAAUAGACUUGGACCUCCUCAUCGACGAGACAAUUCUACACUAAGGCGGUUUGAUAGUCCAGCUAAAGGUAGUGCUAUGGCCAUUGCUGAAGCGUACCGCAAGAAGAAAGAAGAAAAAAAUAAAAGUUUACAUAUCCGUGUUAAUAAAGAUGGCAAUUUCAUGAAGAGUACCAAGGCGGAAAUGUCUAAAUUAAAUGAUAAUGAAUAAUCCCACCCAGUUAACUAACUGUUUGGUCAAGAUUAUUUUUACCAAUAAGAUGUUCACCGUGUGCUGAUGCUUAGGAGAUAAUGACAUUAAUAUGCUUUUAUAUACCAUCAGUGAUUUUGUAUAAAUGAUCAUUAAUGUAAUUACCUUGG